This is a messenger RNA of Bipolaris oryzae ATCC 44560, 2475 nucleotides long. RefSeq lists its product as uncharacterized. The coding region runs from base 1 to 2475 and encodes 824 amino acids. Lineage: Eukaryota; Fungi; Ascomycota; Dothideomycetes; Pleosporales; Pleosporaceae. Gene Ontology annotation, biological process: positive regulation of transcription by RNA polymerase II; negative regulation of transcription by RNA polymerase II. The transcript has 4 exons. Gene Ontology annotation, molecular function: zinc ion binding; RNA polymerase II cis-regulatory region sequence-specific DNA binding; DNA-binding transcription factor activity, RNA polymerase II-specific. The record is from RefSeq and is a predicted model, not a curated record.
AUGGAGAUUUCGCCGUCGCAGGACUCGGCCCGCCGGGGUGUGCUCCAGGAUGCCAUAUUUCCAGCAUUCGGCAACGAUGCGGGCAGCCCUGGGGCCGAGUCGCCAGAGCAGAUGCAGAAGAACGACCCACUAGGCACGCAGAUAUGGAAACUGUACUCACGAGCAAAGACACAGCUGCCCAAUGCAGAGCGCAUGGAGAAUCUGACAUGGCGAAUGAUGGCCAUGAACAUGCGUCGUGCUGACAUGGAUCGCAAUAAAGGGCCGCCGCCCCGAUCCGCUCCAAGCGGCAUUGCCCAGCAGUUGAGAAAGUCGCAGGAUCAGCAGGCGCAGGUACACCAGCCUGCCCAAGACGCAAUGAACCUGGAUGAUUUUAUAUUUCCUUCGUCGGUUGGCAGUCCUGCAGGCCUAUCGCCCCCAGGGUCGAAUGAGGAUGCGGCUCCAUUUAUUGCAACAGCCCCAGCGAUACCGAUAAGGAAGCCGCAUCUGGCCAGCGACCAUAACCUCUCCCUCGCCCGCGCUUCUGCCCCCUCGGUGCCUCCUGCCAUCAGCAAAGAGGAUGAAUUUGGCUACGUCCCACGACACGUCCGCAAAACCAGCAUCGACGAGCGACGACCACCCAAGCGCCGCGCUGAAGCUUCGCCUCUGGUUCCUCCUGUCAACAGCAUCAUGAUACCCACCGAUGCUCACUCAGAGGCCGACCUGCACCAGUACUCGCUGGACAACAACACCAUGCAGCCGCCUACCUUCCCCGCCUCGCAGGGUCAGGGUGCCUUCUCCCUAGACACCUUUCAGAUGCACGAAGAUCCCGCCGUCCACUCGGCCGGACCCUACCAGCAGAGCUUCUCGGGCUUCUCUCCCGUCGGCUCGCCUCUGAUGAGCCACAACGCAUUCAAUUCAAACAUGUUUAACCACAACUCCAUGGCCUCGUCGCUCAACUCCACCGACUACUAUUCUCCACCCAGCUCCGCCUUCCCCUCCACCGUCUCGACUCCACAACCCAUCUCAGAAGACAGCCAAAUGUACUUUGACCGCAGCGGCAUGGAUAUCCGUACCUCACAGCAUGGUGCUUCCUAUGGACCCCAUCGCCCAUCAAACCUAUCGACGUCGAUGCAACCGCAAUACAUCUUCAACCCUGGGGCUGGUGGUCAAGACUCCGUCUUCAGCCCAGUGACGAGUGCGAGCUCCUCGCUACCAUUCUCAGUGUCAUCCUUUGGUCAAUCAAACCACGUCGAUCCGUCGCAGGUACUUCACAAUAACCUGCCCUUGCGCCAGCAACACGAGCUGCAGAUGGGUCGUCAAGAGAACAUGUUCACCUUUGGCGCCGACUCCGAUGCCGAGGACGACGAAGGAAGCGCCUUCGCCGACCGUACCAUGCCACCACAGGAAUACUCGCACAUGGACGACAGCUCCAUCGACUUCAACACGGGAUACCAGUGGGAGACAAACCUCUCCAACCAAUUCAAUCCCAUGCAAGCGCGCUACCCUGCUGGCCCACCACGCAAGACAGUCACUAUUGGUGGAACCGAAAUGGUUCACUCACCGCAAGAUCAUUGGAGUCCCGGGGGCAGCCUUGGUCGGACCCAUGGCUCGGCGGCUUCUGUAAGCGACAUACGCAAUAGAGGCACCGAUCCACGACGCCAGAAAAUACCCCGCACUAGCUCAACCCCCAAUGCAGCUGGAAUGAUGCAUCAGGGCAUGCACGGCAUCGUGUCAUCUCCAAACUCGCCUCCAGAGUCUGGCUUCAAUUCUGCGGCUCCAUCGCGACCUCAGAGUCCUGGUGGAACAAAGCAAGGCGAAGGUGGUGCUCCGACGACUUGCACGAAUUGCUUUACCCAAACAACGCCGCUGUGGCGCCGUAACCCCGAAGGGCACCCACUUUGCAAUGCAUGCGGCCUGUUUUUGAAGCUGCACGGCGUGGUUCGGCCUUUGUCGCUGAAGACCGAUGUCAUCAAGAAGCGCAAUCGCGGUAGUGGCAACGCACCAGUGGGUACUGCAUCCACGCGCUCGUCAAAGAAAUCUUCUCGUAAGAAUUCCAUUGCACACACACCAGCCACGACGCCCACGUCGCACAAGGCGGCUGAUUCGGAGUCUCCGAAGUCCACCGGCUCAGCUGGCGGAGGCUCCAGUAAUUUGUCUUCUGCUACUACACCGACCUCGUCCAAACCAAACAGUGUAGUUCCCAUUGCUCCGGGCCCACCAAAGUCCAAUAGCUCCGUAACUUUGACCCAAACGCGCGGUGUCGCUGUUGCACCCAAGCGAAACCGUGGUCAGAGCAAGAGCGAGUCACAGGAACUGGAAAUGGCCGACGCGGACGACACUAAUGGAAGGGCGCCGUUGCGCAGAAAAGACACUGCCAUUGCAACUUCCAGUCCCUUUCCAGGACAGAGCCUUGGUGCUCUUCCCAUGGGCGCAAUGGGCCAGGGUCUCCAGUCAUCCGGUCCUGCUGAAUGGGAAUGGCUGACCAUGAGCUUGUGA